Molecule: messenger RNA, 3010 nt
Organism: Polistes dominula (European paper wasp)
Lineage: Eukaryota; Metazoa; Arthropoda; Insecta; Hymenoptera; Vespidae
Product: sphingomyelin phosphodiesterase
Biological process (GO): sphingomyelin catabolic process; ceramide biosynthetic process
Cellular component (GO): lysosome
Molecular function (GO): acid sphingomyelin phosphodiesterase activity
Source: RefSeq, a predicted model, not a curated record
GUUGUCAUCGGUUCGUCGCGGUUUAUCGUGUUCGAAUUAAAAAUAGAGAGUGGAAAUAAAGUUGUUCGAUCGAGUGUGUUAAUGUUCGUAGGUUAAUAUGUAUAUACUUGUGCCUUUCUUGUGUCUUCUUCAGUGAUCUAGUUUCUCGAAAACGUGACACGACGUUCGGAGGAAUCACGCGUGAUGUUUCGAAAGUGAUUUAGAAAAUUGACGAUCCUUCGUAAUUUUCCUUUCCUAAAUCCUAAUCCUUUUCCUUUUUCGUACCUUUGAUCUUUUAUCCUGAAUAAAGUUUGUCAUCAUUUUCAAAUCCUUCAACGGUUGGAUUGAUUUAUGUACAACGACAGAAACAAUUCGGAUCAACAAAUUUGGAAACAUAUCAAAAAUUAUAGAAGAUAGAGCAUGCCAAUGAAAAAAUGGACCUCAUCGAGCAAUAUCAUCCUAUUUUUUCUCAUUUGCACAAUAACGUACGUCCUUGGAAACCCGAUCCGGGAAAGGGAAAAACGAGAGGCGGAAAUAGCUGCGACAAAUUGGACACAAUUAGCGGACGAAUGGUUAAAAGAGAAAGCUAAAAAUUCGGAAAAUUUUGAUAUUGCACUUUUACCAUUUAACAGUAGAUUUCGUAAAUUACCACCAACUGCUGAUACCAUUUUUAUUAAUGAAACCAAUCGAGAUCAAUUGACAAGGUUAAAUUAUUCACGAAUGUUAUGGGAUAUGGAAAAUGUACAAUCAUCUGGACACUUGUCAUUAUUCGUGGAUAAAGCAUUAAAGUUAUUAGAUUUAAGACAAGUUAUGAUGGAAAUUGAAACUUCUGUGAUGUCUAAGGUUUCUUGUACAGCUUGUAAAGUCGGUGCUGGUUUACUUAAAAAUUAUAUAAAAAAUGGUAAAAGUGAUAAAGAGAUAUUGGCAAGUAUAUAUCAAUUCUGUGUAUCUCUCAAUAUUCAAAGUCCAAGAGUUUGUGAUGGUGUAACUUUGGUAUUUGGAUCCGAAGUAAUAUACGUUUUAAAACAAGUUGACAUGGGUCCAGCCCAAAUUUGUAGUUUUGUUAUUGGUGAUGCAUGCGAGGAUGCAUAUAAUCCAUUACACGAAUGGGAAGUUGCAUUUCCACCUGUUAAAAAGCCACCAGUUAAACCUCCUGUACCACCUCAAGAGAACGCACCUACUUUCAAAGUUUUACAUCUUUCCGAUACGCACUUUGAUCCUUAUUAUCAAGAGGGUGCAAAUGCUGAUUGUAACGAACCAUUGUGCUGUAGGCUUACUAAUGGUGCACCAUUAAUACCAUCAGCUGCAGCAGGUAGAUGGGGUGAUUACAGAAAGUGUGAUACUCCUAAAAGAACCGUAGAUCAUAUGUUGAAACAUAUUGCAGAAACGCAUCCGGAUAUCGAUUAUAUAUUGUGGACUGGUGAUUUACCACCUCACGAUGUAUGGAAUCAAACGAGAGAAGAAAAUCUUAAAGUUCUGCACGAGACUGUUACGCAAAUGAUUCAAAUGUUUCCAGGUGUGCCUAUAUUUCCAGCUUUAGGAAACCAUGAAAGUGCACCAGUUAAUAGCUUUCCACCACCUUUUGUACCCGAAGAAAAUAGCAUAGAAUGGUUGUACGAUGCAUUGGACAAACAUUGGAGACGUUGGUUACCUGCUGGUGUUUCGCAUACAGUUCGAAGAGGGGCCUUUUAUUCGGUCUUGGUUCGGCCAGGUUUUCGAAUACUUUCUGUUAACAUGAAUUAUUGUAAUAAUAAAAACUGGUGGCUUUUAAUUAACAGUACUGAUCCAGUUAGCGAAUUGCAAUGGCUAGUUUAUGAAUUACAAAGUGCAGAAAUGAAUGGUGAAAAAGUACAUAUAAUUGGUCACAUACCACCUGGUCAUUCAGAUUGUCUUAAAGUUUGGUCAAGAAAUUAUUAUCACAUAAUUAAUCGGUACGAAUCCACCAUAACAGCACAAUUUUUUGGUCACACGCAUUACGACGAAUUUCAAAUAUUCUAUGAUACUCGUGAUUUACGAAGAGCAUUAAGUAUAGCUUAUAUAGGACCUUCAGUAACACCAUAUUACGAUCUUAAUCCUGGAUAUCGAAUAUAUUACAUUGAUGGUGAUCAUCCUAAAACGACAAGGAUGGUCGUAGAUCACGAAAGUUGGGUGAUGAAUUUAAAGGAAGCUAAUCUUUACGAUUAUCCUAUCUGGAGUAAAAUGUACAGUGCUAGACAAUCAUAUCAAAUGGCAUCACUCUUGCCAAAAGAUUGGGAUUCGUUGAUUGAUAAAAUGUCUAACGAACCUUCUCUUUUUGAUCUUUAUUACAAACACUAUUAUAAGAAUUCUCCAGUAAGACCGCCAUGUAAUGACGAAUGUAGAAAACGUUUAUUGUGCGAUUUAAGAAGUGGCAGAAGUCAUGAUCGCAAAGCAUUGUGCCAAAGUAUCGAAUCAAGAAUUGACAAUGAAACGAGAACAGGAUGGAGAGCAUGGAUUUAUAACGGUUUGGCAUUAUCGAUGUCCGUCGUUAUGGCUAUUCCUAGAUUCGCGUACAAUUUACCCAAAUACGUUUUAGGUCUUGGAUAGAAGAAGAAAUUUCAAGUGAUAUAAAUAUAUACAUGUGUAGAUUAAAAAUAAAAAAGAAAAGAGAGAGAGAGAUUCAAACUUUUGUGAUGUUAAGUUAUCGACGAGAGAAUCGAAUAAUACAAAGUUUGUACUCUACAAUAAAAAAAAAAAAAAAGAAUUAACUGCAACUGAAUAUGCAGUGAAGAAGAAGAAGAAGAAGAAGAAGAUUCGUUGUGAGAACGAAUUGAUCAAAAUGACGUUGACCAAUUUAUUGGUCUAUUUGUUAAUAUUAUAUCGUUGAUCAUUUGGAUCAAUUAGAUAAAUUUAAAACAAGUUUUAAAUACUUUCUUUUUAUUUUUUUUUUUUAACGAUAAUUUUAUUUAUUUAAAUAAGGAGCCGCAUAGAGAGAUAUAUCAUCUUUUGCAAAGAGAUGCAAAAUCACGUGAUUACCUCAAUUUUAAUUCUUUAUAAAGUAAAAAAAAAAAAA